Messenger RNA from Strongyloides ratti, 420 nucleotides. RefSeq names its product Dim1. Lineage: Eukaryota; Metazoa; Nematoda; Chromadorea; Rhabditida; Strongyloididae. Gene Ontology annotation, cellular component: U4/U6 x U5 tri-snRNP complex; U5 snRNP; spliceosomal complex. The transcript is spliced from 2 exons. The record is from RefSeq and is a predicted model, not a curated record. Bases 1 to 420 code for a protein of 139 amino acids. Gene Ontology annotation, biological process: mRNA splicing, via spliceosome.
AUGCUUCCACAUCUUCAAAAUGGCUGGCAGGUUGACCAAGCCAUUUUAUCAGAAGAGGACAGAGUUGUCGUAAUCCGUUUUGGACAUGAUUGGGAUACUCAAUGUAUGAAAAUGGAUGAAACAUUAUUUAAAAUUGCAAACAAAAUAAAAAAUUUUGCCGUAAUUUACCUUGUUGAUAUUACACAAGUUCCAUGUUUUAAUGUAAUGUAUGAAUUAUAUGAUCCCGUAACUGUCAUGUUCUUUUUCCGUAACAAACAUAUUAUGGUAGAUUUAGGUACCGGAAAUAAUAAUAAAAUAAAUUGGCCAAUUGAAAAUGGACAGGAGUUGAUUGAUAUCAUUGAAACAGUCUAUAGAGGUGCUAGGAAGGGACGUGGUUUAGUGGUUUCACCAAAAGAUUAUUCCACUAAGUACAAGUACUAA